Molecule: messenger RNA, 2591 nt
Organism: Ruditapes philippinarum (Manila clam)
Lineage: Eukaryota; Metazoa; Mollusca; Bivalvia; Venerida; Veneridae
Product: leucine-rich repeat-containing protein 40-like
Molecular function (GO): protein binding
Source: RefSeq, a predicted model, not a curated record
CACAAGAAUCAAAUAAAGUUUUUUAUUAUUAUUGGACAAAUCAAGCCAAAGACAUGGUGUGAGAGCGAAUCUUCACACAAGAUAGGCGAGUUAUUUAAGAGCGAAUAAUGAAUGGUGCGAAGCGUUGUUUGACCGAAAUCCGAGAUAUCAUCCAGAUUUAAGGCAAAACAACAUGGCUGCAAGAGGGCGAAGACAAUUCAAGCCACAGCCUGGUUUCCAGGCUCAACAAGAUCAAAAAGAAGGGGUGCAUGCCAGUAUAUUGAAACAAGCCAGGAAGUCAGGCCAGCUGAAUCUAUCUGGGAGAAGUCUUACAUCCAUACCUGAUAAAGUAUGGCGUAUCAAUAUAGAUGUUCCAGAGGAAGGAAAGACAGUUUCGAUGGAUGAUGCUGAUGAUAGAUGGUGGGAACAGACUGACCUUACCAAACUUAUUCUUGCAUCUAAUUGGCUCACAGAGCUGUCUGAAGACAUAGUCAAUCUUCCAGCUUUAACUGUACUAGAUGUACAUGAUAAUAGACUGGAGAGUUUACCGAAGGCAGUUGGAACAUUACAAAAUCUACAGAAGCUUGAUGUAAGUCGGAACAAAUUAACUGAGCUCCCAGAAUGUGUUGGUCAAAUUAAGAGCUUGAAGAGCUUACAUGUUGAGUAUAACAAGUUGAGACAAAUGCCAGCAGACAUUGGGGACCUCUUAUUUCUGGAGGACCUGGACAUGUCAAACAAUGAGUUAACAAGUUUACCAGGCAGCAUGGGAGGUCUUAGCAAGAUUAUAAAACUAAAUGUAUCCAAUAACAAACUAAAAUCAUUACCCGGAGAACUUGCCACCAUGAAUGCAUUACGACAGAUUGAUGCCAAUCAUAAUGAAAUCAGCAGUUUACCCCCAGAGUUAGGAACAUUAUUACAUCUAGAACAACUUUACCUAAGACAUAACAAACUAACACAUUUGCCUGUACUCAAAGACUGUUCAUCUCUGAAAGAAUUACAUCUAGGUAAUAAUCAAAUGACUGACAUAACAGCAGAACACAUACAACAUCUUCCAGCAAUAUCUGUCCUUGACCUUCGUGAUAAUAAGAUAGGCAUGCUUCCAGACGAAAUAGCUCAACUUCAGUCUCUAGAGAGGCUUGAUGUUACGAACAAUGAUCUAGCUGGGCUUCCUUAUCAUCUUGGUACAGUGGCAUCCUUGAAGUCUAUUGUUGUUGAUGGUAAUCCAAUGAGGUCAAUUAGGAGAGAUAUAAUCAUGAGAGGCACACAGGAAAUAAAGAAAUAUUUACGAAGUAGAAUAGAGGAACCAUUAGACAUGCCAGCUGCAUCAACCAAUGGUGUUCAAAGCAAUAAAGGUCAAUCAGGGGUCAUUGGGGGCACUAGUGAUGGAGUCAAUGCUCAUGAUGUUAUGCAAAUGAAGAGUCUUGAUUACAGUAAUAAGAAGUGUAAUCAGGUACCAGAUGAAGUAUGGAAACUAGCUGAAAGAGGGGAAAUAACUUCAAUAAACCUUAGCAAGAACUGCUUUACAGACUUACCACAAGGGAUCAUGUUAGUAUCAGAUUAUCUAAAGGAGCUCAACCUGGGAUUCAACAAGCUCACCUCUCUACAUUCAGAUAUUGGAUUGUACUUUAAACUGACAACUGUAGAUUUGAGAAAUAACCAGCUGACUGAUCUGCCUAGUGAGAUGUCCUCACUCGAAAGUUUUCCAUCUAUUUUGUUUUCAAAUUUCAGGUUAACCAAACUUCCUGCUGUUCCUGUAUACAUUAAACCUAAGUUAGAGAUCUUGUUUGCCAAUUUGAUAACAAAGAUUGAGACUAUUGACCCACAAGGGAUGAAACAACUCGCCUCAUUGGCUACUCUUGAUCUUCAAAACAACAACAUAGGACAGGUUCCUCCAGAACUCGGUCUCUGUAAACAAAUCAAAUCACUUCAACUCAGUGGAAAUGCAUUUAGAAUUCCGAGACCUGCAAUCUUAGCCAAAGGAACAAAUGCCACCCUGGAGUUUUUACGAAGUAGAAUAGCUGAAUAAAUGUAGGUGGUAACCAUGGUGACAUCGUAAAGAAAGUGUGUCACUUGACAGCUAAAAAUACAUUGUGAAAAUGUUAUAACUGAUGAUUAUAACUGAUGAGAAUGCAUUUUUUCUGGUGGCAACAGAGUUAAACAGACCAAUAUCUUUUUAGAUGAUUUUUACACAAAAUGAAAGUCUUGUAAGUGAUGUAAUAUAAAUAAAGAGUUUGACAAAGGUUGUUACUCCGGUAAUUUGAAUUAUUUUGUCUCAAUUAUAGCACACUGUGGAAAAUAAAAAUGUUAUAAUAAAGAGUAUCGCAAAAAGUUAUAUAGAAUUAUAAGAUAUGUUUGCAGUUCAAAUAUUUUGUUGAUUAUCUGUGAUAAACUAAAGUGCUUAUAGAUUUAUAAAAUGUGUUUGUGUCUUAGAUUUAAAAUGACUUUUCUAUAGUUUUAUACAGUGAAUUUGUUUACUUUUGUUUUCUUUAUGUUCAUUUCAUGUGUUCCAGGUUAGCUAAUAUCACUGUGUUCUUUCUGAUUGCUGUUUUCAUCACUAGCUAAUGUGUUCUUUGUGUUUAUUACAUUUUUGAAGAAUAAAUAAUUUUUGAAAU